UCCUGCAAGCAGAAGGACGAGGAAUACCGUUGGGCUUUAAUUUAAAUUCCAACAGGAUUUAAAUAUUAGACUAAUAACCUUCUACUACAGCGUACCCGACAGAUUGGACUCUGCCUGGAAAAUGCGGGGUGACUCAGGCGGCGCAUGUUCUCGUUAGGAGGAAACUAACGCUCCUAUUCCCGCGACAUCAUCAUCAUCCCACAUUAGUGAGGAGCUCCUCGGUCCUGCACGGCAGCAGCAGCUCCGGGAGGCGUGCUGAGCCGCGCCACAAGAGGAGCCGAGCGGGCUUCCACCUGGACUCCCCGCAGCAUCCAGACCAACCAGACAAUAACAAGAAGAGAGGACGCCUCGUUUUUUUUUUUUUUUUUUUGCUUGAUCCUCCACCAGAGAGGGGAGGGAAAAGAAGAGGGGGGGAAAUGUCAUCCACGGAUCGAUCAGUUGGAGCGCGUUGAGGCCCGGAGCGAUGCAGUCUCUUUUCGGUGGAGGGGAGCUGGGGCUGCUGGGCGGAGGAGGCAGCGACGCAGGAGGCCUGAAGGAGGACGGCUGCGGCAGCAUGGCGUGGAGGACCUCGCCCCUUCCGACCGACGACGUGUACUCUGCUUCCCACUUCACCCUCAUCUCCGCCUACCAGGAAAUCAAAACGAGACUGUCCAGCCUGGAGCGAGAGAACACCAGCAUAAAAAGGAAGCUGAAGAUCUAUGAGAUCAAGUUCCCGAUGAUUAGCGAGUUUGGGGAGGACACCAACUCCUACUGCUCCUUCGAGAGUAAAGACACAGCGCUGCUGCAGUCAGAAAAUGGCAACCUGCACCAGAGAGUCAACGUCCUGACCCAUGAGCUCCAGAAGAGAAAGGAGAGGGAGGAGCAGCUGGAGGAUGUGAUCCAGGCCUACGAGAAGAUCCACAUGGAGAAGAACAACCUCCAGAGGGACCUCGACAAGAUGACGAACCUGGUGGAGAAACACGUCGAGCGGAUCCUCAACCUGGAGUCCGCGCUGAGGCAGAGGGACGAGUCCCUGCAGAAGCUCAACAUGCAGCUGCACAGCAAAGACAUGCAGUAUCUGCAGCUCCACUCCGGCCCUGACAAACACAUGUUGGACUGUCCCGCCCUGACCCUUCAGAGCUCGCGCAGCCUGGACACCCUGUCCGACCUGAAGCUGCAGCGGCUAGAGGCGGAGCUGGAAGGGGCGCGGCACGAAGCCCAGGGGGCGUGUCAGCGAGAGGAGGAGAUGAAGGCAGAGGUCGAGCGGCUGAAAGACGAGAUGCGACAGCUGCAGAACGACCAGAGGGAGAGGGAAAUGACUUCUCCGUGCAAGCAGUGCGAUGUGGAGUGGAUAAAGAAGGUGGGAGAUGAGCAGGUGAAUUUGGCUCUGGCCUACACAGAGUUAACGGAGGAACUGGGACGCCUCCAAGCGCUGUGCUCCAAGCAGACGGAGAUCCUGAGAAAAGCGGCGCAGGAGCCGGCCAGCCCAGUGCAGCUUCACUCUCCCAUCCACCACCAGCGCCACUCUCCAGUAUCCCAGCGCCACUCUCCCAUCUCUCAGCGCCAUUCACCGGUGCCGCCGCAUCACUCCCCGAUCCAGCAGCGCCGCUCUCCUGUGCUGCAGCGCCUCUCCCCCGACAUGCACCGCCGCUCCCCGCUUCUCGACGUCAGCGAUGGACCUGCCUCCUAUUCCUACCGACCCCCCACCCAGCACCUGAGAGCCAGCUUCCAGGGCCGCCGCAGCUACUCAGAGGUAGCUGACCCUUCCGCUUACCAGUGCCCACCCCGCUUCUCCUUAGACCCAGUCUCCACCCUGCCAAAGCCACGGCCCUACGUGGAGGGCUACUCUAAGCAGCAGCCCCAACACAUCGGCUCCCCUCACAGUGGACUGCAGCAUCGAGGAUCCCCGUCUCCCCUUCAGGCUGGGGCCGGUGGAGACAGCAGCAUGGGCGAGAGCUCCAUGCGCCACUCCAGAGAGAUGCCUUUCCCCCUGUCAGAGGUGGCACACCUUCAUUUUGAGCCUCCUCCUCCUUCCACGCCUGCCCCCCAACCACCACAGUCUUCUGAGGAUGAGGAGGAGUGGACCUGUCCGCAUCCCAUCAGCCCCCCGAGGACUCUGGGGGUGCUCUCUCCUGGUGUACCCAGCAGUGUCAUGAGGGGCCCUGCCUCCUGCACAGCCUUCCCCAUCCCUCAGAGGCCCAAUAACCUCAGCUGCCACCCCCAGCAGGGUUACCCAACAUCCGAGCACGCUCAGUCCUGGCCUUCCAUCAACCUCUGGAUGGAGAGUGAGGAGAACGACAUGAGGAGCUGCCCUCUCUGCCAACUGAUUUUCCCCGUCGGAUAUCCCGACGACGCUCUCAUCAAGCACAUUGACUCCCACCUGGAGAACAGCAAGAUAUGAUCGCCAUGGGCCAGCCGACCUACACGCACACAACUGCUCUCUUUCCUUUUAAAAGGUUUAUAUAUAAGAGAACGGCAGAUUUGUCCAAAUAGAGAGUCGCGUGUAGGAAUCGCAUUUAGGGGUGAACCACUUCGAUUUUUGUCAGAAUCUGUAGGUGUCGGUAGAAAACGACAGAAAGGAUUUGGCUGUUUGAGAAGUUCUGAAACAGGUCCGUCUUGGAUUUGUGGACGCCAUCGUUAGAGUCCUUUACUGAUUGCCCUUCAGACAGGUUUGUUGCUGUAAUCACUGGCUCUGGUUGCGGCUGUUUUUCUCAUAGUUUGAUAAAGCGUCAGAUACCUUUCCAUUUGUCCUCUUCACAGUGUGGUACGCCUUUAUUUAGCCGGGUAAGCCAACCCUGAUGCAUGAGAGGCACACUGGCCGGUUCAAGGGGCUCAGCACGCCUUAAAGUUAGUCUCAGCUUUUACCGGUAUCUGAUCAGGGAGAUUUGAGUCUUCAGUUUGAAUAAUAUGUCGAUUAUUUUGCAGUUCAUCCUGUGUAGCAGGAGCCAAGGUAAAAAAAAAAAUCUGGUAGAAGUUGGGUUAAUUGAGUGAAGACAUGUGGAAAGGUGUUUUUUGAUGGUGAAAGAAGUUAAUUAGAAAGUGACACAAGUUGGGAGUUUCUACCAGUUUACUUUUUUAAAAACAAGACAGUUAAGGGAGUAUAAAGCAUUCCACUUUCACAUUCACCUUCUGGCAAACAAAUGGACAAGCUGGAGAAAGUGAACCUAAACCACGUCUGAUUGAGCUUAAAGUUUCUUUUACAUAAAAACAGUUUUGAUAAUGCCCUGCAGGGCAGGGCCCCCUGUGAGGAAAUGUCUUCUUUUUUUAAAACGAUGGGGAUGUUUUAAUCAGAAUAUACCUUCUUAUGCUUGCGGCCUGUUCAAAAAGUAUCCUAGCACUUUAAGUUAACAUUGCCUAUAAAAUGUAUGUCGUCAGUGUCCGUACGCACCGAUCAGCCACAAUGUGUGUCAGCUCUGAUUAUGUAUUACCUGGGCGCAAGAGAACAGGGAGUUCUGCAGGACUGAAAUCAGCUUGACAAAUAAUGAAAGAAAUUUUAAGUUGUGUCUUCUCCGGUCUAUGUAAAUGUUAGUUACAUUAAAGGUAAGGAAACCAGCAGUGGAUAAACGAGCCACCAAGACUUAAACGUUGGGAGCGAAGGUUGCCUUGGUUCGUCAUUUUACAGACAAGCUGUUGUCGUCCAGUCUGAUGAGGGGUGUGAUACACAUCGAACACCCAAGCUUGGACUGUGUAGUCACAGAUCAGUCAGGAGCUUAAGAACUGGGUGACUGGCAACUCGACCACGGAGCAACGGACGGCCAGGUGCAUAAUCUUCCCUUGUGAACAGAUUGCAGACAGCACCGAAGUAAGAUGGAGAACGGGAGCUUUUGGGUCCAUGUGGUACACAACACCUACCUAAUUGUUGGAUGUUGAUAGCAACAGAAGUCCUCUUUAAGAAGGGUUAUGUGCCCUGCAACACCACCUGUGGGACAUGUUGGACAAUUACUUCCUAUCCAUGGACAGCCUGCCGUACAUCCUCGAGGACUCCUUCACAGAGGGACACGCCAGUCAAUACUGGGGAGGUGGUGUUAAAGCUGUGGCUAAUUGGUGUGUAGAUUUUUAGAUUUUGUGUCUAAUUUACAUUUUAUUUUGUCUACAUCUAUGGGACAAAAUGUGUACAUGAAGAUAUAUUUUUGCAAUGUUUAAAUGUUUAUGCACCACAUGUGUUAUGUUGGUGAUAGGUUUCUCCCAUGUCUUUGCACACUUCUAUAAAUAUAAAUGGGAGACAAGGGUCAAAUUCCUAACACAUGAGGUACUUUUCUGUAGAAAGACUAAAUUAUCCAAUGGGGAACUCUCCUAUGUCUUUCUUGAGUUCUAAUCUUCAUCACAGUUUGAUGUCAAGCGGCCCAGACCACCGAACAAAAAAAACCUAAAAAAAAACAAGCUGCAUGAGAUUUCCAUCUGAAAUACUAUAUCCAAACAGAUGAAACAGCUCCUGACAGCAAAGUUAUUUUUCCAGGGUUCAAGCAAAGACAAUACUAUUAUUUGAUAGCUGGAUUUAUUUCUUUUUAAUCGCUAAUGUGACUUGGAAUAAGAUCUACUUGUGAUACUCUUUAUCUUUGUAAAACGAAAAAGGAAACAGAAACAAUAUUAUACUGAUGUCACCUGCUCUGAGGUUUUCAGUCACAUUGUCAUUCUAUAAUGUAGGGGAGGUCCCCACACAGCAACCCAUUUAUUUUAACUGGUUGGAGGUUUUUUUGAAGAGCUGAAAGGCUGUAGAUUAGAGUAUGUCGGGCAGAGAAACCGGCUCAAAAACUAACAGCAGAAAUGUUUUGGAGUAUUUUGGAGUACGUUGAAGAAUAGAGUUUCAACUGUGCUGUUAUGGUUUAAGGAUAAAACAUCCAUUGAAAAUAAUAUUAAAGGACAACUCUGGUUUACUACCUCUAUUAUUACCUUCAGUUUAUGUGGCCACAGGGAUAACCAAGCAUUGUUUUUUUUUUGUUGGACUGCCCAGCAUUCCCUCAUUAAACCAGUAGUAUACAUUUUAUUGUGUUACAACAUCUAUUUGUUACUAUGCUCCUUUGCUGUUAGAAAGUAUACAAUGCAGAUAAUACUAUGUUAUGUGCAUUGAUUGUAGUAGCCACAACAACUGACAUAUCCCACUGUUCUUUUGACUUCAAAUUACAACAUGGUUAAGUUCCAAUUUACAGUUUUUAAUUUCCUUCGCUCAUGAAACAGAUUUCCCAGAUAACCCAUACCAGUUUAUCAAAAAAAAAAAUUGAGCUCUCUGAAAAUAAGCUGUUGUUGUUGUUAAGUUGUAAGAGGCUAACUGAUGCCAACCUAGCAAGGUUGUUGCUAUUACAGAAACAGUACUACAUCUUUAUUUUCUUCCUGCAGUGACAACUUGUAAAAAUACUUCCUCUACAUUAUAAUGCUUUAGUUUUGUCACAAGGUAAUUAAAAAACAAGCAGUAAAAUCCAAUUUGUUUUGGAAAAACCUUUGAGAUAAUGUACUGUCAGCUAAAACUAUAAUGUAAAUCUUUAAAUGACAUUUUUCAGGAACAAAUAUAGCAACAGAAAAUGACUAAUGAUACGGUCACACCAAAUGCGAUCCAGGCAAGUUUUUCCCUUGCCAUUGGACACUUUUCGCCUCUCUUUCACAAACCAUCCAGGCUGACAACAUAGCUUUUUCCCUUCAGCUCGCUUCACCACGUCAUCAAAUAGGAGGAGUGUGUAUUCGUUUCCUCCUGUCUGGUAAACCCACUGUUAGAUGUAUUUUGCUGAGCAGGUCACUGUUCUGUAUUUAUUGUUGGAGACAUAAACUACAGGGAUCUUGAGUCAAUCAUUGCUCAAUAAAAAUAUAGUCUAAUUGUACUGUCUAAAUAGGUAAGACAAAAAAUGUGCUUAAAUAAAUGGACGAGGAGGAUCCUUAAUGUGACGAGAAUUGACGGACAAGUUAAAAUUUUUUAACUUGACUGAAAUUUCGCUUUGGUGUAUUUGCAGUUUUGCUUCGCUCUACUUGCACAUUUCGUCCUACCCGCAUCGCUCGAAACAUCUCGCGGACCAUUAAUUUGCUCCUGAAUGUGUCUUUACACAGGGAUAACUUAUAAAUCACUCACUCCAUUUGUCUCAUUCACGUUCGGUGUGAACACAUCUUAAGGCUAAUGAAACACGGCAUUAAAAGAUAACCCGUAACAAUCUAACUAUAUUGAAAAGCUACUUGGUAAUAAUAUAGAGAAAGCAGAAAGAUGCUACAUGGUAGCCUACCAGCCUAGCAAAGUUUUUACUAAUUAAUUACUAAAAAGUAAUUUAGGUUGCUAACAUUAACUCUUAACAAGCUAGCAAGGCUGUUAUAGCCUAAGCCUUCCAGAACAGGCUAGCUGUUCUUUAUUUUCUUUUUGUAGUGAUAGCCUCUGAAUCCAGUUUUUAACUUGCACAUGAAAACUUCAGUUUUAUGACUAUUUCAUUGAGUGCGGCAAUCCCAAAUCCAAGUUGUAAUUUCUAAAGCUAAUGAACCAUUACGCCAACCAACCUAGCUAAGUCAAUGGAGCUAACUGGUACCAAUCAUCAAUGUUGUCUCAUGAUAACCAAAUGAUAAAAACCUAUUUAGGCUAUUGAAACUUAACUUUUUUAAUAAAAUGGUUAAAACUAGCAUGUGCCACUGUUUAUUUUCUAUUAGUAGCGAUGACUUAGAAAAAUUGCUUCAUUACAAUACAGUUUUGAGAUGUACUUAUUUUUCCCAUAGAUAAAAGUAGAUGGCAAUCAUACACUUCUUUAGAAAAAAAUCUAAUUUUAUUCAUGUAACAUGGACCAUGUAGGAUUUUUACGAUUAGAAUAUCCAGUUAGUACUAUAUCUUGAGUAUUCUGUGCUAAUUCACUUUUGCACUGAGCUCAUAUAGAGUCAAAAAUGAAAAGAGAUCUUGUUAGUUAUCAAUUGGAUGGAUGGAUGGAUGGACUUAACAAAUUUAAACCUAAACCAAACCAUAGAUUUUUACUGAAAAUAACAACGGUUAAGGAAAACCGAGUGAAAUAAAAUGGUGACAGAAAGCGACAAAAGAAUAAAUAAUCACAUUUUCUUUUCUUUAUUGCAGUUUUUUAAGGAAAGAGUUUAAAUGAUUUAUUGAGUUUACUGGCACUAAGCAGGAUUCCUUCCAACAGGUUUUAACUCUGAAUUAUGAUCUUAACUGUAAUUAAAAAUAAAUACAACUUCUCAAUGUUAGAUACAGUUUUUUAAUAAAAGAAGCUAAUACCAAAAGUUUUUAAAAAAAAAUUUAAUUUAAUUAUUUUAGAUAAGUUCUUGAAGUGACAGUUACAUAAUGAAAAAUCAGUGUAAAAAUACAGACUUUCUGUUUUAUACUCACUUCAAAACCGAGGUUAAGUUUUAGAAAUCACAGCCCUUUGUUAUGUGAAACCCCCUUUUGCAGAGAUGAUGUAAAGCAUUGUCAGACUUCCAUGUCCUGUAAAAAACAAAGGCUUAAGAGUUUCCGUUGUUACAUUAUAGUGUUGUGCUUUGCCAGCAACUUAGGUUUUUGACAGAAUAUUGUUGAGCAACAGAAACAAUUUAAAAGUGUGCUUAGGCCGGUUGAUCAAAUAAACAAUUGCAGGCCAUACAUAUGAGAAUCCCUGACAUCGUUACCUUCUUUUAAAGUUCAGAUGUUCAGGGGGAGAGCAGAGAAAUCUAAAGAUAACGAUCUUUUUUCCUUGUUUUCUUUUUUUGGAGGAGGUGGGUGGUGAGGAAAGCAGUGUUCACCACCACCGCCAACCAGUUUCCUGGGGGGAAACCCUGAGAACUAGUCUGAAUUUCUCAAGAAACCAGUGAAAUUCAAAGAAGUCUAGAAAAGAUACACCAUAUUCUGUUGCUUUUACAUCAGCCAUAACCAUCCUCAUUACCUCAUUACAGUCCAGGCUUGGUAUGACGGUUUGUGUGGCAGUUACAAUUGUAUGAUUUGACCAAACUGUGUUAAAACAGAAUUGUCAUUUAAAACCUCCCUACGGCCUUUGGGUUGCAUUUGACACUCAAAUUAAAGGGGGUUUGAAUAGCUCACAAGUAUUCUCAACCGUAUGUACAGCGUGUUCUUAUAUUACUAUGUAUACAAAUAUUUAGAGUUUUGUACAGACAGCUAUUUUGCAAGUGUUUGAGGCUGAUGCAACAUAUACUUUACUAUUCCACAACUUCAAAUUGGAGUGUCUGUAAAUCUAUAUAUCCAUAUAUAAAUCCACACGAGUAAAUAUGAAUUAUAUCUGAGUAAAACCCCUAAAACCUUACACUAUUACUCACUAGUUAGUGAUAUGUCUUGUAGUGCACCUAUAUCACAGCCCGAAGGUGGACAUGUGUUUUUGAAAGUUUCAGAAACUUAAAAGAUUAUGGAUUAAAAAAAUGAUUUUAUCAAAAAAGGAUACACAAUGCAUUGCAGAAAAAUGUAUGCCCCUUAUAUUUUUUUUCAGAUUUUGUCACAUUAAGGUUUUUGUAUUUUAUUUGGAGUCUAUAUGUUAACUAGUGGGCCGUGCCCAUUUACACUUUUGCCACACUACUGUUGCCUUCCGAUGAGAACAAAACUAAACUUUUUGGCAUUUUUCCGAAUUGUAUGUGUUGAAAACAUCACCUUGAACCAACUCUCCCAAUGAUGAAGCAUGGUGGUAGGAGCAUCAUGCUGUGGAAUGAUUUAUUUUUUUACUCAAAGAAGCUGGUGAAAGUUAAUAUGAAGAUGGACGCAGGGUCCUCUAGGAGGAAAACCUGUUGGACUGGGGCAGAGGUCCAUCUUCCUGCAGAACAACACGCUAAACAUCAAGUCAGAGCUGCAAUGCAAUGGUGUAGAUUGCAGCUUUUUUAUGUGUUAGAAGGGUCCAGGUUGGUUGUAAUGUGACAAAACAUGAAAAAAAAGAGUAUAAAGGGUAUAAUUCCUUUUGCCAGGCACUGUAACCUGAUUUGUUUUUGUUCUGAUAAGAUACAUUUGUUUGAAAGGGGGGGGGGGAAGUGAUCUGCAGUUAGAAAUUUCAUGAACACUAUAGAUGUUUUCUGGACUCCAAACACAAGGAUCUAUGUCUGCUCCUAACCAAAGAGAACAAAUUCUUCCCUGUAUAUUUUGAGCAAACAAACGUGGUUGUUCAAGGCGUGUGUGUGUGUGCGCGUGUGAAGAUGCGGCUUUGUGGUUACCGGCGCUGCAAGCUUCAUGACCAAAUGGUGCUGGCCAGCAGCUGCAGUGCAGAGUGACUGCGACCCUGCAUGAGCUCGUGAAGUGAUGCACACGGAUGUUUGUGACGCCGCACAUCCGCACUUACACCGGCUGCGCUGGGGUCAGCAAAGUGCAGUUUAUAUUUGCUGCUUUAGGUUUCCGUUUUUGGUGUUCGAUGAACUUUAACAUGUGAUGGACUCGUUUGAGUGCGUUUUUCUUUGGUCAAAGUCCCUAAAACAAGCUGAAUUUACAGUUUACUCAGGAUAGAAGGAAUUAAAAACUGCAGUGCAGAUCAGUUUUGGGUUUGCUUUUUUUUUAAAUGAAACUUCCCUUGGAAUUCUGCUCAGAAACUCUCAGGAGACAAACAAUGUGAUCCUUUAAAAAGUGUUAGAGCAAAACUAAAGGAAAAAAGGAAAAAGUUUUCAUAUUCUUGUAAAGCUCCACUCAUCUAUAAGUACCUAUGUAAGUCAGGUUGUUGUUUUUUUUUUUCUUUUUUCUGUGGAGUAAACUUAAGCGCACACUGAGACCUCAGCCCUAAUGGACUCCCCACAACACUAAUGAGAAAUAAUGUUUGUGUGUUUAAUUAAUGUGUGGAGUAACAGCACCACUGGCAUUCAAGGAUUCUAAUAUAUAGAUGGAAGAAGAAAUCUGCCACGUAGGUCUAUAAAAUGUCUGUUUUCUUUUAAAUAUCUGUAAAUAUUCCUGUCAAUAAACUUGCACUGAAAUGA
Fundulus heteroclitus (mummichog) is the source of this 9816-nucleotide messenger RNA. RefSeq names its product TBK1 binding protein 1 (gene tbkbp1). Gene Ontology annotation, cellular component: cytoplasm. The record is from RefSeq and is a predicted model, not a curated record. Gene Ontology annotation, biological process: canonical NF-kappaB signal transduction. The transcript has 11 exons. Bases 464 to 2380 code for a protein of 638 amino acids. Lineage: Eukaryota; Metazoa; Chordata; Actinopteri; Cyprinodontiformes; Fundulidae.